GGGUUCCGGUGUGCUGGCUUCACCUGCCUGCACCCGCUCACCUGCUGGGCUCCCUGAGCGCCUUGGGGUGGUGGGAGGCGCUGGAAUCCCCACUGUGCAGGUAAGGCCUGGCGAUAAGGGGCUGCUAUGGGGGGGCAGGACUGGCUUCCCAGGGGGCCCUCGGGUUCUGCGGCCGCCCCGUCCUGUCCUUUGUUCCUCCCUUGGCUGGGCUCACAGCCCCUGGGUGAUGACAGAGGGUCCCCUGGACACCCACAAGCUCUGCAGAGAAGCCGGCCCCUGGGAAAUACACAGGAGGCCUGGGGAGGAGGUGUCUGUAGAGACCAGCAUCAUGCUCACGGGAAGGUGCCGCCCCGCCAGCCCCACUCUGUCUCACGCUGUGGUCUUGGAGAAGUCGCUGCCUCCUCUGGGCCUCAGUUUUCCCAUCUGUAAAAUAAGCCUUCGUGGCCGGGCGCGGUGGCUCAUGCCUGCAGUCCUAGUACUUUGGGAGGCCGAGGUGGGCGGAUCACAAGGUCAAGAAAUUGAUACCAUCCUGGCCAACAUACUGAAACCCUGUCUCUACUAAAAAUACAAAAACUUAGCUGGGCGUGGUGGCUCACGCCUGUAAUCCUAGCUAUUCGGGAGGCUGAGGCAGGAGAAUCGCUUGAACCUGGGAGGCAGAGGCUGCAGUGAGCUGAGAUCGUGCCACUGCACUCCAGCCUGGGCGACAGAGCGAGACUCUGUCUCAAAUAAAAUAAAAUAGGCCUUCGGAGCCCUGAGUGGGAGGCCAGCCUCAGCCUGGGCGUGGGACGUCUCCACAGUGCCCCCAGCUCAUGGGCGAUCCAGCCUCCACCCUGCUGGGGCCUCAGUUUUCCCCAAUGAGGUGGUGAGUGUGGUGGAGAGCACUGAUGAGGGAAGUCAGGUUCCAGUUCCAGCCUAACCCCCCGCCAUUCCUGGGGCGCGAUUUUAAGCUUUCUGUACCUCCGUUUCCCUAUCUACAAGCCAGGGAGAAAAGGACAUGAAGGGGGUGGCGGGAGGCGGCGGUGGGAGGCGCCGUGAGGCCGCGCACCCUGAGCUUUCACACACCCAGCAGCGUUAGGUGCCACGCUGUCCUUUGGGGGCCCUUUAUCCAGAUUUGUCCUUAAACACCCCCAUCCUGGCCAGGCGCCGUGGCUCACGCCUGUAAUCCCAGCACUUUGGAAGGCUGAGGCGGGGGCAUCACCUGAGGUCAGGAGUUCGAGACCAGCCUGGCUAACGUGGCAAAACCCUGUCUCUACUAAAAAUACAAAAUUAGCUGGGCGUGGUGGCUCAUGCCAGUAAUCCCAGCUACUCGGGAAGCUGAGGCAGGAGAAUUGCUUGAACAGGGGAGGUUGCCGUGAGCCGAGAUCGCGCCACUGCACUCCAGCCUGGGUGACAAGAGCGAGACUCCGUCUCAAAAAAAAAAAACACAAAAAAAGCACCCCCCUCCUGAGCAGCCCUGCUGGAUUCGGAGCUGGGGGCCUUUUUACUCGAAGAAGAGACUGAGGUUCAGAGGGGCUCCAUAAGCAGCCCCUCUGGCGUAGGUCAGGACAGAGCCCCAGCCUGGGGAACUGAAGUCCCCGCCCCCUCGGCUGUGUUCCCUGCCCUCAUAGACGGCGCUAGGCCCAGUGGCCCGACUUCCCCACAGAUGCUGGGCUCCCCACAGUCCCAGCAAGGCCUCUGCACCUUGACUAAGAAUCCAGGAGGACCAUGGGCGCCUGAGGGCCUCUGCGUCCCCAUCUCUCGGGGUGGCCUGGGUCUUUUGAUGGCCUCGUGCGGUUCUUUUUUUUUUUUUUGAGUUGGAGUUUUGCUCUUGUCGCCCAAGCUGGAGUGCAGUGGUGUGAUCUCGGCUCACUGCAACCUCCAACUCCUGGGUUCAAGUGAUUCUUCUGCCUCAGCCUCCCAAGUAGCUGGGAUUAUAACAGUGUGCCACCAUACCCCACUAAAUUUUGUAUUUUUAGUAGAGAUGGGGUUUCGCCAUGUUGGCCAGGCUGGUCUCGAACUCCUGGCCUCAAGUGAUCCGCCAGCCUAGGCCUCCCAAAGUGCUGGGAUUACAGGUGUGAGCCACCAAGUCCGGCCCCCUCGUAUGGUUUUUUAUGUGGAUGGGGCCUAGGGAAUUCCUCCCAGCAGCCCUGAGGGAGCACGGGCGUGAUGUUCCCCCACGUCCCGGAGGAGAAAACAGGGCUAAGAGAGGUCAGGUGGGAUCAGAACCCAGGCCACACCAAACCCCCCAGAGUCUGCCAAACCUGGUUUAUGCAAGAAGGGGGCCAUCUAGGGGAGUCGCCCCAAGGGGUGGGCUGGGCCAGAAGGCACGGACGGGAUUGGGACUCAGCCCCUCCGACCCCCCAGGAGACACAGGCCACUGUGGACGCUGAGCUGCUGUGUGGCCCUGGACACCUGCUGACCCUCUCUGAGCGGUGCUGAGAGGCGGUGGGAGGGCCAGGCAGCCAAGGGAGGUUUCCGCUGAGUUCUGGCUUCUCGGGGCCGCCUGGAGGCCCUGGCGGCGGAGGGGCAGCCGGCAGCGGGCACGGUGCCCGCCCUUGCCCAGCCUGGUAUCCUCUUUCUCCCUCCUCCUCCUCUGGACUUUGUUUCCUGAUCCCAGGUGGGGCUGGGGGGAGGGGGCACACCUGCCUCCCCUGGGUGGGGCCUCUGUCCCCUGGCAACCUGGCGGGCAGGGCGGAGCUGGGAGGCCUCUGUGCCCAUCGAGGAGUCAGAGUGGAGGCUGCGGACUGUGGAGCCGGGAGCCGGCAGUGAGCCCAGAGGUCUCCACCCCACGGAAGGAAGGUUGAGGCCAAGACCCCGGAAGAGAUGGACCGCGUGACCAGAUACCCCAUCCUGGGCAUCCCGCAGGCACACCGUGGCACCGGCCUGGUGCUGGAUGGAGACACCAGCUACACAUACCAUCUGGUGUGCACGGGCCCCGAGGCCAGCGGCUGGGGCCAGGAUGAGCCGCAGACGUGGCCCACUGACCACAGGGCCCAGCAGGGCGUGCAGAGGCAGGGGGUGUCCUACAGCGUGCAUGCCUACCCUGGCCAGCCGUCCCCACGGGGGCUCCACUCGGAGAACAGGGAGGAUGAGGGUUGGAAGGUUUACCGCCUGGGUGCCAGGGAUGCCCACCAGGGACGUCCAACAUGGGCACUCCGCCCAGAGGACGGGGAGGACGAGGAGAUGAAGACCUACCGCCUGGAUGCUGGGGACGCUGACCCCAGGAGGCUGUGUGACCUGGAGCGGGAGCGCUGGGCCAUCAUCCAGGGCCAGGCAGUCAGGAAGAGCGGCACCGUGGCCACGCUCCAGGGCACUCCUGACCACGGAGACCCCAGGACCCCCGGCCCACCUCGGUCCACGCCCCUGGAGGAGAACGUGGUUGACAGGGAGCAGAUUGACUUCCUGGCAGCGAGACAGCAGUUCCUGAGUCUGGAGCAGGCGAACAAGGGGGUCCCUCAUAGCUCCCCGGCCAGGGGGACCCCCGCAGGCACAACCCCAGGGGCCAGCCAGGCCCCCAAGGCCUUCAACAAGCCCCACCUGGCCAACGGGCACGUGGUUCCCAUCAAGCCCCAGGUGAAGGGGGUGGUCAGGGAAGAGAACAAGGUGCGUGCUGUGCCCACCUGGGCCAGUGUCCAAGUUGUGGAUGACCCUGGCUCCUUGGCCUCAGUGGAGUCCCCGGGGACCCCCAAGGAGACGCCCAUCGAGCGGGAGAUCCGUCUGGCUCAGGAGCGUGAGGCAGACCUGCGAGAGCAGAGGGGGCUUCGGCAGGCAACCGACCACCAGGAGCUGGUGGAAAUCCCCACCAGGCCACUGCUGACCAAGCUGAGCCUGAUCACAGCCCCACGGCGGGAGAGAGGGCGCCUGUCCCUCUACGUGCAGCGGGACAUAGUACAGGAGACACAGCGUGAGGAAGACCACCGGCGGGAGGGCCUGCAUGUGGGCCGGGCGUCCACACCCGACUGGGUCUCGGAGGGUCCCCAGCCCGGACUCCGGAGAGCCCUCAGCUCAGAUUCCAUCCUCAGCCCGGCCCCAGAUGCCCGUGCGGCCGACCCAGCUGCAGAAGUGAGGAAGGUGAACCGCAUCCCACCUGAUGCCUACCAGCCUUACCUGAGCCCCGGGACCCCCCAGCUAGAAUUCUCAGCCUUCGGAGCAUUCGGCAAGCCCAGCAGUCUCUCCACAGCGGAGGCCAAGGCUGCGACUUCACCAAAGGCCACGACGUCCCCAAGGCAUCUCUCAGAAUCCUCUGGAAAACCCCUGAGCACAAAGCAAGAGGCAUCGAAGCCCCCUCGGGGAUCCCCGCAAGCCAACAGGGGUGUCGUGCGGUGGGAGUACUUCCGCCUGCGUCCUCUGCGGUUCAGGGCCCCAGACGAGCCCCAGCAGGCCCAAGUCCCCCAUGUCUGGGGCUGGGAGGUGGCCGGGGCCCCCGCGCUGAGGCUGCAGAAGUCCCAGUCGUCUGAUCUGCUGGAAAGGGAGAGGGAGAGCGUCCUGCGCCGGGAGCAAGAGGUGGCAGAGGAGCGGAGGAAUGCUCUCUUCCCAGAGGUCUUCUCCCCAACGCCAGAUGAGAACUCUGACCAGAACUCCAGGAGCUCCUCCCAGGCAUCCGGCAUCACGGGCAGUUACUCGGUGUCUGAGUCUCCCUUCUUCAGCCCCAUCCACCUACACUCAAGCGUGGCGUGGACAGUGGAAGAUCCAGUGGACAGUGCUCCUCCCGGGCAGAGAAAGAAGGAGCAAUGGUAUGCUGGCAUCAACCCCUCGGACGGUAUCAACUCAGAGGUCCUGGAAGCCAUACGGGUGACCCGUCACAAGAACGCCAUGGCAGAGCGCUGGGAAUCCCGCAUCUACGCCAGUGAGGAGGAUGACUGAGCCUCGGGAUGGGGCGCCCACCCCCUGCCCUGCCCUGACCCUCGUGGGAACUGCCAAGAGCAUCGCCAAGCCCCCACCCUAGGAAAUGGGUCCUAGAUCCAGGAUCCAAGAACCACAGCUCAUCUGCCAACAAUCCCGCCGUGGGUGCAUUUGGGACUGUUGGGUUUUUCGUUUCCGUUUCUAUCUUCCUUUAGAAUUGUUUCUGCCUUUGGGGUCUAAAGCUUUUGGGGAUGAAAUGGGACCCCUGCUGAUUCUUUCUGCUUCUAAGACUUUGCCAAAUGCUCUGGGUCUAAGAAAGAAAGAGACCCGCUCCUCCACUUUCAGGUGUAAUUUGCUUCUGCUAGUCUGAGGGCAGAGGGACCGGUCAAAGAGGGUGGCACAGAUCGCAGCACCUUGAGGGGCUGCGGGUCUGAGGGAGGAGACACUCAGCUCCUCCCUCUGAGAAGUCCCAAGCUGAGAGGGGAGACCUGCCCCUUUCCAACCCUGGGAAACCAUCCAGUCUGAGGGAGGAGGCCAAACUCCCAGUGCUGGGGGUCCCUGUGCAGCCCUCAAACCCUUCACCUUGGUGCACCCAGCCACACCUGGUGGGCACAAAGCUCUCACAUCGAUAGGAUCCCAUGAGGAUGGUGCCCUUCACCUGGGAGAAAAGUGACCCAGUUUAGGAGCUGGAGGGGGUCUUUGUCCCACACCCCCAAACUGCCCUGAAAUAAACCUGGAGUGAGCUGCC
Molecule: messenger RNA, 5569 nt
Organism: Pan troglodytes (chimpanzee)
Lineage: Eukaryota; Metazoa; Chordata; Mammalia; Primates; Hominidae
Gene: MISP
Product: mitotic spindle positioning
Exons: 5
Coding region: 2803-4842 (679 amino acids)
Source: RefSeq, a predicted model, not a curated record